Messenger RNA from Papilio polytes (common Mormon), 3086 nucleotides. Its product is annotated as peroxisome biogenesis protein 6. The transcript has 10 exons. Gene Ontology annotation, cellular component: peroxisomal membrane; cytosol. The record is from RefSeq and is a predicted model, not a curated record. Gene Ontology annotation, biological process: protein import into peroxisome matrix. NCBI's taxonomy places the organism in Eukaryota, Metazoa, Arthropoda, Insecta, Lepidoptera, Papilionidae. Bases 220 to 2991 code for a protein of 923 amino acids. Gene Ontology annotation, molecular function: ATP hydrolysis activity; ATP binding.
UGCUUUUAUCAUUCUUGAAUCGAUCGUAUUGGCUAUUUUGAUAAAUUUAACGCUAAUAAUAUGAUCUUUUUACUGGAUCUGAUGCUUUUAUCAAAGUGUUAUCAAAUAUUAGUCAACUAAAUAAUUAUCUAUAUAUUAAGUGUAGUGAAGACAUUGUUUAAAAUUAGUGGGAUCGUGAAAAAGGUGUAAAAAAAAUAUUUCUGUAACCUUUGGCUAAAUAUGAACGAAGAGACUUCCUUUAAACUAUGGGUGAUAAAAUUUUGCAUCAAAAUUAUUUAUCCAAAGUUAAAUCCAUACACUUUCCUCGUUUACCUAGCAAUUAAAUCGAAUUACUAUUUUCACAAAAGUGCCUUUCCACACAACAGCAUGAAUAAAUUUACAAUGAAGACAGUACCACAUUAUAUACUCAAGUUCAUUUUAAAGGAGCAUCAAAAUGAAGACAUAUUAAAUGUUAGUCUACACAAGUGUAUAUUCAUUUCUCAAGCUAAUUUUAUACAGUUAUGUGUUGAGAACAUAUUUUAUAGAGACAAUGGGCUCUUGUGGGUCGCAUUAAAAUUAACUCCAGAAGAGAAAGAACAGUAUGAAGAAAAGGGUAUGAGAGAAAACUCAAAACCACUUUUAAAAUAUAAUCUGAAUUUCAAAACUUCAGAAAUACACAAUAAGUUAUGGACUGAUGGUGUAAUAAAUAAUUGUGCAAACUAUAGAGUAGUUCCCAUCACUUGCUCACCAUUUGUACAUGAUAAUACUGCGUUAGUAAGUGAAAAUGAAUUUUAUAACAUAUCUAUGGGUAUAAAUAAUUCAGAUAAUGUAGGAAUUUCCCUACAUCCAAUUCCUGCAUUUGAAUGUUCUCCUAAAAUAGCAUCUGCCGCAGAAGUGUGCCUUAUUGUGAAUGAUUUUGAUCUAUCAAAUGACUUUAUUAAGGAAAUUCUAAGCAAUCAUUUUGAAGAACCAAGAUUAGUAAGUGAAAAUGACUUAAUCACUAUAGAGUUAAAUCCAAUAAUAAUGGCAAAGUAUCAUUAUAAAUAUUUGGAUUUAGUUGAAACAUUAGGAAUGUUACAUUUCAAAUGUGCAAAGAUAAAUAGUGACAUAGACACAACAAAUGCUCAAACUAAGAAGACCAUUGACAAUGUUGUAAAAGCUUUUUAUAUAGUGAAAGGAGUUACCCAAUUAACUUUGGGAGAAAACAUACACUCUAUGAAACCAAAAUAUAAAUAUUUUAAGCCACAAAAUACUGAUAAUCAAUUAAAUUUGAUACAUUCAUGUCCUACUGGUCUGAGACGGAAGUUUGACCAAAUACAAGAAGCAGUACAUCCAUUUUUAACAGGAGAAAUAAAUGAAUUGUCAUCAACUCUAUCCAGCCCUAUAAUUCCUAUGUUCCUAGUAACUGGGUGUAUCGGCUCUGGCAGGCAUUUAAUUGUAAAAACAUUAGCAAAAUAUAAUGGUAUGAAUUGUUUGCAAGCGGACUGCAAUGGUCUACAAAGCUCAACAGCAAAGCAGACGGAAAGUAAAAUCAGCCAAACUAUACAAAAAGCUAAGGCGGCAGCUCCUGCUAUUGUCCUACUAGAUAAUUUUGAGGUGUUUGCAGUUGAUCCAGAAAAUAAUGAAGACCAUAGAGUAAUGGAAUAUUUUAUGAAUUCAAUAACUGAUUUGUACGAAAAUUAUACAAAACAUCCGAUCAUUUUUAUAGCGAUCACCGAAAAGGUUGAUUUGAAGCCAAAUAUAAUGAGAAUGUUUCUCGAUAAAUUUCACUUGCCGAAAUUAAAUGUUGAACAACGAUAUGAAAUGUUGCAAUGGUUUGCUGCUGCUAUGCAACUUAAAAUCAGUGAAAAAGAUGCACAGACUAAAUCAAACCAUAGUGUAAAUAUAGAAUUGUCAAAUUCAAGUCUAAGCAAACAUUCAAAAGAAAUCCUACAAAGAGUGGCUUCUAAAACUGAAACAUUUGUCUAUGGUGAUUUAGAUACUUUAGUACAUUUUGCUCUCAGAGAAUCAUACAUAAAACAACAUAACCAUAGUCAAUUGGUACAAGAUCCUAAUCUACAGGAAUUAAGAGAAGAGGAUUUUAAUUCAGCACUGGAACAAAUCAGAAGUCUACAAAGCCAGCAUUUAGAUGCGCCCAAAAUACCUAAAGUUUUUUGGGACGAUAUUGGUGGUUUGGAGAAACUUAAAAAGGAAUUAUUAAAAACUAUAGAAUUCCCAAUAAAAUUUCCACAUUUGUUUAAAAAUUCUUCUUUAAAGCGAUCAGGUAUAUUAUUAUAUGGGCCGCCGGGUUGUGGUAAAACUUUAAUAGCUAAAGCAGUCAGCACUGAACUUAACGUCAGCUUCCUGAGUGUUAAAGGACCUGAGUUACUGAACAUGUAUAUUGGACAAUCCGAAGAGAAUGUUAGAAAAGUGUUUGAAUCUGCGCGUGCGUCGUCUCCGUGUAUCGUGUUCCUGGACGAGCUGGACGCGCUGGCCCCGCGGCGCGGCGCGGCGGGCGACGCGGGCGGCGCCAGCGACCGCGUCGUCAGCCAACUGCUCGCUGAACUGGACGGCGUCACUAAUGGAGAAGAUGCGGAAACAUCGAGCUUCGUUUUUAUAAUGGGAGCGACAAACCGUCCGGAUUUAUUGGAGCAAUCUCUACUGCGGCCUGGACGUUUAGACAAGCUGAUAUACGUCGGCCCUUACUCCGGCACGCAGGAGAAGACAUCGGUGCUGACUGCUUUGUGUAGAAGCUACAAGUUGCGCGGGGAGGUGAAGCUGAGUUCUGUGGCGGAGGCGCUGCCGGAGCGCUGCUCGGGCGCAGACCUCAUGCAGGUGGUGAGCAGCGCGCGCGACGCCGCCGUGCGCGCCCUCGUCAACAAGAUUAAUACAGGAUUAGUGAAAGAAACGGAUUUAAGUCCUGACUCUAUAAUUCUUGGAGUUUCCGAACUGUGGCAAGGUGUGGAGUCAUUCCGUCCGUCGGUGACCGAAGAGGAACUGGCCUAUUAUGAAUCACUACAAUACCAUCUGUAAUAGAAGUAGACAUGCCCAUUCCAUUUCCCCAUUUACUAUUAUUAAAAAAAACAGUUGAAUAUAAAGUCUAUUAAAUUACAAAAUUGUGCGUAUUU